AUGGUGCCUCUAGCUGAUAUUUUCCCGGCCUUUGAUCACUGUGCUCGUCUCAUUUCAAAAUGCAUCAAACACAAACACUUAAAGGUUGGUAUGUCCUUGCACUCCCACCUUAUCAAAACCGCACUCUCAUAUGACCUCUUCCUUGCAAACCGUCUUAUCGACAUGUAUUCCAAAUGUAAUUCUAUGGAAAAUGCACAGAAGGCAUUUGAUGAUUUACCCAUUAGAAAUGUUCACUCUUGGAAUACCAUUCUUGCCUUGUACACACGCAUUGGAUGUUUGAGUCAAGCUCGUAAGUUCUUUGAUGAAAUGCCUCAUCCAAAUAUCAUUAGCUACAAUACCUUGAUUUAUAGCUUUACUCGCCAUGGGUUGUAUGUAGAAUCAAUGAAUAUCUUUCGAAAAAUGCAACAAGAUUUUGAUCUUUUAGUCUUGGACGAGUUUACUCUUGUGAGUAUAGCGGGUACUUGUGCUUGUUUGGGUGCUCUGGCACUGUUGCGUCAGAUUCAUGGAGCAGCUAUUGUCAUUGGAUUGGAGUUUAAUGUGAUUGUUUCCAAUGCUAUUAUUGAUGCUUAUGGCAAAUGUGGUGAACCAGAUACGUCAUACUCUAUUUUCAGUCAGAUGCAGGAGAGAGAUGUUGUUACCUGGACCUCAAUGGUUGUAGCAUAUGCUCAGACAUCCAGGUUAGAUGAUGCUUUUCGUGUGUUCAGUUGUAUGCCGAUGAAAAAUGUCCAUACUUGGACUGCUUUGAUUAAUGCUUUUGCAAAAAACAAGUAUAGCAAUGAGGCCCUGGAUUUGUUUGAACAAAUGCUGGAGGAGAAAAUUUCUCUUAAUUCUUUCACAUUUGUAGGUGUUUUAAGUGCUUGUGCAGAUCUUGCUUUGAUAGCAAAAGGCAAACAGAUUCAUGGACUCAUAAUCAGAAGUAGCUGUAGCCUUAAUUUUCUGAACGUAUACAUAUAUAAUGCCUUAAUUGAUAUGUACAGUAAGAGUGGUGACAUGAAAUCAGCUAGGACGUUGUUUAAUUUGAUGCCUGAAAAGGAUGUAGUGUCGUGGAAUUCAUUGAUAACUGGGUUUGCCCAGAAUGGGCUUGGAAAGGAAGCACUUAUUGCCUUUAGAAGGAUGAUAGAAGUAGGGAUAAGGCCUAAUAAAGUGACGUUUCUUGGUGUGCUGUCUGCCUGUUCCCAUACUGGUUUGUUAUCUGAAGGGUUAUAUCUUCUGGAGUUAAUGGAAAAGUUUUUUGGUAUUAAGCCUAGUUUAGAUCAUUAUGCAGUUUUGAUUGAUAUGUUUGGAAGAAAAAAUAGACUUGCAGAAGCAUUGGAUUUAAUAGCUAGAGCACCCAAUCGAUCAAACCACGUUGGAAUAUGGGGUGCAGUUUUGGGGGCUUGUCGAAUGCAUGAAAAUUUGGAUCUGGCUAUGAGUGCUGCAGAAACUUUGUUUGAGAUGGAGCCAGAUAAUGCCGGAAGGUAUGUGAUGUUAGCUAAUAUAUUUGCUGCAGCAAGUAGAUGGAUGGAUGCCCAUAAUGUGAGAAAACUUAUGGAGGAAAGAGGUUUCAAGAAGGAAGUAGCAUAUAGCUGCAUAGAAAUAAGAAAUAGAGGACAUAAGUUUGUGGCAAGAGAUAACUCCCAUAGUCAGAUGGGCGAGAUAUAUGAGCUAAUGUUUAUACUACUAGAUCAUAUGAAAAAUUUUGGUUGCAUGCCCUUUGACAACGGUAUUUACUUUUAUGAUGGAUAUGGUAUUUGA
This is a messenger RNA of Momordica charantia (bitter melon), 1734 nucleotides long. Its product is annotated as pentatricopeptide repeat-containing protein At2g22070-like. Gene Ontology annotation, molecular function: protein binding; RNA binding. NCBI's taxonomy places the organism in Eukaryota, Viridiplantae, Streptophyta, Magnoliopsida, Cucurbitales, Cucurbitaceae. The record is from RefSeq and is a predicted model, not a curated record. Gene Ontology annotation, biological process: RNA modification.